This is a messenger RNA of Laccaria bicolor S238N-H82, 6108 nucleotides long. RefSeq lists its product as uncharacterized. Bases 1 to 6108 code for a protein of 2035 amino acids. The transcript has 26 exons. The record is from RefSeq and is a predicted model, not a curated record. Lineage: Eukaryota; Fungi; Basidiomycota; Agaricomycetes; Agaricales; Hydnangiaceae.
AUGUCGCAGUCAGCGACGUGCCAACUGAACGACAAAUCACUUCUGUGGGCCCAGGUGCCAUGUAAGCCUUCAAAGAGGUAUUUUUCACGAGCAGACAAGAUGGUGUUGAAGAGGUUGGGGACGUGUGGUGCAAAGUUGAAGGAAGGCCGUCGUGCUGCGCUGGGUACCCCGUCAACGAUGUCGAGCCAUCCGCUUGCAUAUCACUCCUCUGUCUAUAUGACCCCAUCCGCUCGCGUAUCACUCCCCCUGGCCAAAACGUUUAGCUUGGGGCGUCGUGUUCACCCUCUGUCUCAAAUUCGGCGCCGUUCGCUCGCUUAUCACUCCCUCUUUCCAACACGUUACUCUGUCAAUGACGUCGAGCCAUCUGCUCACGUAUCAUUCCCCCACAUUACCCUGUCAACGACAUUCAUACCCCGUCAACAACGUCGACCUAUCCUCUCACGUAUCAGUCCCCCUUUCCAAAACGUUCAGCUCGAUACCCUAUCAACGACUUUGACACUCCCCCUUUCCAAGAUGUUUAACUCCGGUGCGAUCCACCAUCUCUUCUACUUGAAAUCUGCUAUGGACUCUGACACAUCCAGUUCGGCUCACGUGGUAAACUGUCCUUCAGAAUGCCGUGCUGUCUCACCUGUGUUCUCAGCCUUUCCUUGGGCCACACCACAUGUUGUACAAGUGCCAAAGCCUUUGGCUGACUUCACUGAAAUAAUGUCACCUCACAAGCACUUCAUCAAUUCGCUAAAUCGAUUUGAGCGCUCGCUCUUUGCCUUUGAUAAACUUGCGGUCGAUUCUAACGAAUUGGCACCGCUUCUAGGCUUAGAUGUCCUGAAAGCAUCCAAUGCGGUCACCCUACAUCCAACGGUGAUGACUGCAUCAUCAAAGGGGGAGUACAAAACCCUUGCUUCCAUUGUUUCUGCAUAUCGAAUGUUUGAGGUCUUGGCUCUUGACUGCGAAAUUGGUGUUUCACAACCUCCCAUUCGCCUGCUUCCCCCCUUGUCUUUCAACAAGUCUGAGCAGGAUAGUGAAAAGAUUGUUGGUUUUGACAAACUAGAAAAUUGGCCCAAAGUUCUGCUUAACUUCCGGAAACUUAUAGGUCAGUCAGGACUACCUCAAAUUCCUGACGACCUCCAUGCAGGAAGCAAACACCUUGCUCUCCUACGGAUGGCAAGCAAGAACAAAGAGAAAGUAGCAUAUGUGAAUGUGGUCGACAACUUUCUUCAAGCUGCUCUGCAUCUUUACUACCUCAAGAUGACCCAAUUCCGAGAUGGGUCUCUGCCUGACUAUCCUGAUAUUUUAAAUGACCGUCUCCACAUCUUCAAAGAUGAGACCUCUACAGAUGAAUUCAUCAAUGAUCAAGAGGAGGGGACUUACUACUUGCAAGAUUUACGUGAUGGAGAGACAGCUUCGCACAGCCUCCACCAACUUGGGACACCUCUGCAAUUAGCACUGCUCCUGACUCCUUUCUAUUUGCUCUUUCCAUUCAGGAUAAUCACCAGGUCCUAUAAUCGUCGUCUUGUUCUCGAAUCUUUUGCUGAGUUAACUCCUCGGAAGACACCCCUUGUGCUUAAAAUUGAGAGUUCCAUCUGGCGUUCUCUUAUAGCGCUUGCUGAUGUGACCAUCACGCCUCAUGAAGCUUUAACACAACUGGUAUCAAGAUUGCCGUGGGCUGAGAUAGAGGCAGCAUCCAACAACCCCCAUGAUUGUCGCAUGUUUUGCACCCCUUUAGCCCAGCCCUCUUCUUCUUCAACACCAUUACAGCCUGGUUUGGCUGUUGGGAGGCAAUUAGCAAUAGAAGGUGCCUCAAACGCCCUUACUCCGGAUAUACAAGUUGGUGGGUCCAUGCCAGAAGCCCCAGUUAUCCCCAACACUCAAGUUUCAACAUCAAUGGGGAACAAUGCAUCUCUUGUCAAUGAAGAGCAUCCUGAAGCUCGCUCUACAACUUCUCCAAUGGACGAUGAUGGUGAUUCCCCAAUGCUCCCCACGCCAUUAUCCACCUCUGACCGUCCUGAAUCACCCCCUCCCCCAAUGGAUGAAGAUGGUUCCCCAACUCCCCCCAUACCAUUAGCCACCUCCGACCGUCCUAAAUCACCCUCUACCCAUGAUGGUGGUUCCCCUAUGCCAGAAAGUCUAGAAACUUCAUUGGCCUCGGUUCUCAACUCGGUUUUUCAAUCCCGUCCCAUAUUAUCCCCUCACCUUGGGACUGUUAAUCCCUCUCAUAUCUCCCUCCCGCUCAAUUUGUUGGGAAAAAAUCUUUCGGGCCAAGAAGAUAUUGAGAUGGGUGCCCUUAGUGAAUUAUCAUCAUCAUCUGAAGACGAAGAAUCUGAGCAUUCGCCAGCUGGGCCUGUGAAAAAAACAAAUCCUGAGGUGCAACCGUCUGACAAUGACGAUACAGACGAUGAAGAAUCUUCGUCCUCAUCGUCAGAUGAGUCUACAGACAGUGAUGUCAAGAAGCCCAUUACCCCAGGCAACAGGGGUGGAAGGGGUGAUCCUGGAAAUUUGAAGAAACCUAGGGUUGGCUCAUCAACGGUAGACGCUAAGGGACCCAAAGCAGAGGGUUCCCAAGCGACUGGUGGCGAGAAUAAUCCUAGGAAACGCUCUCGAUUCGGUUCUAUUGGGAAUUCUCCAGAUAAGCCGAUCAACGUUGAUGAGUUUCUCUCAAUGUUUGAACCUGCAAUACUGCACGAUUAUGGCAAGGAUGAAGAGAUUUCUUUUAGUAAAGAAGAAGCUCCUCGCAUUGUCUGUGACCGGUCAUUCACAGUUUAUGAUAUUGAUGGCAAUCCUCAUGAAUUCACGCCAGAAUUCCACCAUGGUGUCUUCAAUGACCGGUUCCAAGAGUUUAUGGAACUUGUUUAUGAUGGUUACAUUGAGGGUCGUCCUCCUCACAUCGUGGAUCCACAAAACUCUUGUCUGGCAAAAUUGCAUCAUCAAGACUUUUCCACCAUGUCUGCCUCAGACAUCCAGAACAAAAUGCGCCAUAAACAGGUCGUUGUCACUGGGCUCCCCUUCGAUGAAAAGAUGCAGUUCGAUGCCAAAGGCCUUCGCACCGUUGUUGGUUCCAUGACUGCACAGAUAUCCAUUACCGACUUCUCAGUCAUCAACCCAGGGACCGACUGCGUUCCCUCUGUUGUCAGUGGCCAUGUUAACGACCUUCUUGAGAAUGCCUCGAGCACAGGCAAGAUUUUGAACGGACUUGACCUCCCCAUGUGGUCUUCCUAUCGUCCUUCAAACAAUUAUGAAACAGAUGCUGUUGCAUGGAAUUUUACCCGUGGGACCCACAGAAUUCCGCUUCAUGGACCCUUCCCAACCCAGGACCAUGAAUGGGGUAUUGCUGGUCUUAAGCACGUUCUCACUUUUCUCCACAUUGACUGUGAUGGUUUCAACACAAGAUAUGGCACUAAAGUUGGACGAAAACUGUGGGCCUUUUUAAGGCCGCGAGAUUCGAAAAAACUCUCUUCAAUUGACUUCUACAUGGAUGAAGAUGGUUUUUCUCUCUCUGGGAAGCCAAAGGAUAUCAAGUAUGACUUUGAGGCUGUUGUUCUUCGGCCUGGUGAUGAACUUCAUAUGCUGCCCAAUUCUGCACAUUGGGUAUAUGGCAUAGAUGAUGUGAUUGCACAGGGCGGCCAUUACUAUUCCUCUUAUCUUAUGCAGGAGACUCUGCAAGGCAUUGUACAUGCCUUUGUUCUCAACAAGUUCUUGACGAACACGGAGCAUAUUCCCUCUCGUCACCUAUUGCGGAGGAUCCUGAUCUUCUACCAAGUUGGCCUCAUUGAGGGUGCCAUCUCUGAAGACGAUCCUGCAUUGGUUCAUCUACCUAACGUCGAGACAAUGGAGGGCGUGCUUAACAUCAUCUGUCUUGCAGUCCUGAUUAUACUUGGCAACGUCCUGGAUUUUAGGACUUACAGCACUCCAAAUCAAGGGGAAGAUGAUGAAGCCUCUCCUACCCAAAGAACAUUGAUGGACACCGGUGACAUCAAUGCCAUUCCCAACAAUGAACGAAUCGCGUAUUGCUAUGCUCGUGGUGUUGCUUUACACAUCCUCAAAUGGCUCCGUUCAUGCGCCACUUUCACUGGCCCACCAGAUGGUCUUGCCGAUGAUCUGAUAUCUCUUUUUUUUGUGCAGAUUUUGGCCAGUCUAUCAGACUACAAAAGCCUUGCUGAAGCAAAGACUUAUGGCGGAGUUCCCCAUUGCACCUCCCAUUUGCUCAGCAAACAGAUCGCCAAUGUUCUUGAGGUAGAUCCGAUUCUGAAGGCUGCUUGGGUGCAUAAAGAACGUGUUCCUUCGCACUCUCUCGGCCUCAAGGAGGAGGAGAAGUAUAACGUUGAAUGGCGGCGUGAUUGGGAACGCACAUCAUGGAGAGCCCCAUCUGUUGAUUUUACUCUUGCAGGGCAGACGCCUUUUGAUAUCAAGUACUUUGAGGCCACUAAGCUGCGGAUUAACUCUGAGAACGCCAACAUGAUUGUUGAUGUUGUCAAACCUCCACGCAAGAAAGCAAAACUCUUGUUAUAUGCCAUGUGCACCUUGUACAAUAUUCUCACCAUCAUCUUGCAAUCAAUAUCGCUCAUUGCUAUUCUUCUUUUCAAAAUUUGUGAACCUAAAUACUUUGCAUCCAAGCUUGUCAUUGUUUGGCAGCAUAGUAGCAGUCGAACUUCCUUUGCAAACUAUGUGUGCGGUAUGAUGCCCUCUAUUACACAGAUUUCCAUCCAAACAGAUAGUGUAAUACUUUCGCAUUGUGAAAUUAAUGUGGAGGACUUGGCAAGAUGGUUUUCUCUCUCUGGGAAGCCAAAGGAUAUCAAGUAUGACUUUGAGGCUGUUGUUCUUCGGCCUGGUGAUGAACUUCAUAUGCUGCCCAAUUCUGCACAUUGGGUAUAUGGCAUAGAUGAUGUGAUUGCACAGGGCGGCCAUUACUAUUCCUCUUAUCUUAUGCAGGAGACUCUGCAAGGCAUUGUACAUGCCUUUGUUCUCAACAAGUUCUUGACGAACACGGAGCAUAUUCCCUCUCGUCACCUAUUGCGGAGGAUCCUGAUCUUCUACCAAGUUGGCCUCAUUGAGGGUGCCAUCUCUGAAGACGAUCCUGCAUUGGUUCAUCUACCUAACGUCGAGACAAUGGAGGGCGUGCUUAACAUCAUCUGUCUUGCAGUCCUGAUUAUACUUGGCAACGUCCUGGAUUUUAGGACUUACAGCACUCCAAAUCAAGGGGAAGAUGAUGAAGCCUCUCCUACCCAAAGAACAUUGAUGGACACCGGUGACAUCAAUGCCAUUCCCAACAAUGAACGAAUCGCGUAUUGCUAUGCUCGUGGUGUUGCUUUACACAUCCUCAAAUGGCUCCGUUCAUGCGCCACUUUCACUGGCCCACCAGAUGGUCUUGCCGAUGAUCUGAUAUCUCUUUUUUUUGUGCAGAUUUUGGCCAGUCUAUCAGACUACAAAAGCCUUGCUGAAGCAAAGACUUAUGGCGGAGUUCCCCAUUGCACCUCCCAUUUGCUCAGCAAACAGAUCGCCAAUGUUCUUGAGGUAGAUCCGAUUCUGAAGGCUGCUUGGGUGCAUAAAGAACGUGUUCCUUCGCACUCUCUCGGCCUCAAGGAGGAGGAGAAGUAUAACGUUGAAUGGCGGCGUGAUUGGGAACGCACAUCAUGGAGAGCCCCAUCUGUUGAUUUUACUCUUGCAGGGCAGACGCCUUUUGAUAUCAAGUACUUUGAGGCCACUAAGCUGCGGAUUAACUCUGAGAACGCCAACAUGAUUGUUGAUGUUGUCAAACCUCCACGCAAGAAAGCAAAACUCUUGUUAUAUGCCAUGUGCACCUUGUACAAUAUUCUCACCAUCAUCUUGCAAUCAAUAUCGCUCAUUGCUAUUCUUCUUUUCAAAAUUUGUGAACCUAAAUACUUUGCAUCCAAGCUUGUCAUUGUUUGGCAGCAUAGUAGCAGUCGAACUUCCUUUGCAAACUAUGUGUGCGGUAUGAUGCCCUCUAUUACACAGAUUUCCAUCCAAACAGAUAGUGUAAUACUUUCGCAUUGUGAAAUUAAUGUGGAGGACUUGGCAAGAAGCGACUACACAGAAACAGACGAUGAUGGGUCUAGAGCAUCUGAAAGUGGCUCAGAUAAUGAGCAAGAGUUAUAA